Messenger RNA from Rhodofomes roseus, 2009 nucleotides. RefSeq lists its product as uncharacterized. Gene Ontology annotation, cellular component: nucleus; cytoplasm. The coding region runs from base 240 to 1811 and encodes 523 amino acids. The record is from RefSeq and is a predicted model, not a curated record. Gene Ontology annotation, biological process: proteasome-mediated ubiquitin-dependent protein catabolic process; regulation of proteolysis. The transcript has 4 exons. Gene Ontology annotation, molecular function: ubiquitin protein ligase binding. NCBI's taxonomy places the organism in Eukaryota, Fungi, Basidiomycota, Agaricomycetes, Polyporales, Fomitopsidaceae.
CGCCUCCGCUCUGGUAUUUGUGUUGACGGCAAACACUCAAGCUAACGAGCGACGCGGCCACGCCUCAGAAGCCCAACAUGCGACCGGAAGCUUUGAUACGAAGCUUGAGAUGGCUUCUAUCGUGCGACGAUCCGAACUAGCCUCUGGCUAUGCACAACCUCAGGCCGCCUACAACCGUACCCAGAGAGUCUGUCGUCAACACAGCGCUGUACCAGCAUCAACUACGUUAGUUCGACAUCAUGAUACAAGACGCUCCUGCGCCCUUCAACAACCCUCGUGCCGACAUCAUCCUGCGGACCUGCGACAGCGUCGACUACCGCGUACGGAGCAGCAUACUUGCAGAGGCGUCCUCCGUCUUCGAAGACAUGUUCGACAUUGCCAAAGAAGCUCCAGUCGAGCACCCCAGGAGGGACGGCAUCCCCGUUGUGCCCAUCACGGAGACGAGCGAGGUCACGAAUCUCCUUCUCCGUCUCUGUUACCCUGUCGCCCCUCCCAGUUUCACGGCAUUCAUGCAAGUCAGAGACGUCCUCACGGCUGCAGACAAAUAUCUGAUGGAGGGCCUGACCGAGACGGUGAAGAAGCAUCUCACAGACUUCUCGCUCGACGGCGCAUAUCCGCUCCUGAUCUAUAUCACCGCAUACACUCACCAUUAUGAAGACGUUGCACGCAUUGCUGCUCAGAGAUCAAUCGGACAACCUUUACAUGACGUCUACUUUGCCGAGCUGGAGACGUUAACGGCGGGCGCGUACUAUCGCCUACUCCAGUUCCACAAAGCUGGGGACGCGGACGCACUUCCAGCAGAACCGCUCCUCUCCGCCAAUCUCACCCGCACUUCUGCAAGCACACCGUUGGCAUCGCAUGACCAGUCGUGGUGGGAGGCCCGGUAUGCAUCACCGUAUCCCUUCGGCCUGCCCUCGGCGGACUUCACUCUACGCACGUGCGAUGGUGUCAAGUUCAGGGUGCAUGCCGACCUCCUGCGGAUCGCCUCGCCAUACUUUCGAUGUGUGCUGGCUGAUAUGCGCCAGUCCAUCGAGGGAAGUGAGAGGGACGAAGACGGACAGAUCAUCAGUCUCACACUGCAUGAACGCAGCCAUACAAUCGCCACCAUCCUACAAUAUAUCUACCCCGUGGAGCGUCCUGACGCGCCUCCCGAUCCUCAGGCCGCAGCCAUCCUGCUCCUUGCAGCGAAGAAGUACGAGUUGACGCUCGCUGUCGAGCCACUACAAGCGCAGUUUCUCGUAUUUGCAGAAGCAGAGCCAUUGUCGGUGUAUGCCAUCGCCUGCGCAAACCACUGGGUACGCGAGGCGAGACAUGCCGUACUGAUGUGCUUGCGGCUGCCGUGGAGCGAUCGCUACGUCGAGGAGCUCGAAGCCAUAUCGGCUUCAUGCUACUAUCACCUAGCUCAACAUUGCAAAUCCAUGGGAGUGCUGGCCGGGAAGUUCGCGCUGAGCGAGAUGCAGGAGUGCAAAAAAGAGCAGGUCCCUGUAUCUGGCGAAGGAGCCGGACACUGGGUGUGGGUAACGUGUAGGAGCUGCAAGGCACACACCCUGCCUCGCACGUUCUACAACCCGUUUGGAUUGCGGGGAUGGUGGUGCGAGUGGUUGCGGAAGGUUGCUGAGUUGCUCAGCGACAGGCCGGCAGGUCAAACCGUCCUCGAUCAGCAAGCCAUGCGUUCUGCGUUGAGGGACGCGUCGACCUGUACGACUUGUGGUCCUGUCGCAGCUUUACAUCUGCAACAUUUCUCUCAGCGGCUUGUUACGAGGGUAGAUGCAGUGUUGUCGCAUGCGAUGUCUGAAUUGACAUUUUUCUAGGAUAUCAUAACCUUCAAGAACGAACAACGCAACGUUCACGUCUCUUCUGUAAAUAUCGUUCUUGCAAAUUGUCACUGGGAGGCUUUGUCCGGGGGAUGCGUCGCUGUGGUAUUGGCAAUGGCAUACGUGCACUGGCCGAUGUGAUAUUGUUCUCCCCCACUGUUCGCAUAUAGAAUACAUAUAACUGUUCACUCUGCA